Anguilla rostrata (American eel) is the source of this 5100-nucleotide messenger RNA. Its product is annotated as calcipressin-1-like. Gene Ontology annotation, molecular function: calcium-dependent protein serine/threonine phosphatase regulator activity; nucleic acid binding. Gene Ontology annotation, cellular component: cytoplasm; nucleus. The coding region runs from base 558 to 1154 and encodes 198 amino acids. The transcript has 4 exons. The record is from RefSeq and is a predicted model, not a curated record. Gene Ontology annotation, biological process: calcium-mediated signaling. NCBI's taxonomy places the organism in Eukaryota, Metazoa, Chordata, Actinopteri, Anguilliformes, Anguillidae.
CCUUAAAUGGGCUGAACUCCAGAGUGGGAUGGGCGGGCCUGUUCUUUGGCGGCUUAUAUAACAAACAGAGAGCCGGGUCUGUGUGAAACUGUCUUCCUCAGUGAGCAGCAAGGUUGGAAGCUAGUACCUUCUGGAGGGUUCCACACGCAAAGAGAGAGAGCAUCCUGCACCUGCUGGAGGGUGAGCUGACUGAGGAGGGGAGCUGUAUUUCUGCUGUGCUUCUCUGAUAAACACAUCAGGAGCACACGCGUUCAAGAGCGCACAUACCUGAAGCAAACAGGAACGAAGAUCUCGUCUCCGAGAGACAGCAUACUGCACCAUUUUGCUUCUUCUUAGUUUCCUCUCUCUCCUGUGGGAGCUAGACUUGAUCCUGAGGUCUUGAUUGACUUGGAUUGAAGUGCCACACUGACACCUGCUUCCUGCAUCAGAACUGAAUGUGUUCCGUUAGUCUUCAGACAUACUUGUGAGUGAGACAAAGAUAGAGACCGAAAGAAGGAAAGAGGCAAAAGGGAAGGGAAGAAGCACACAAGACGAUAGCCUACAUCAGAGCUCCCAUCAUGCACCUGAAGACCGUGAAGUGUAACCAAAACUGUGUGAUUGCCACGUUAGCUGACCUGGAAGUGUUCAACAAUCCAGUAUCGCAGGCCGGCUUCGAGGCCCUGUUCCGCUCCUUCGACGCCGAGGCCACCUUCCAGUACUUCAAGAGUUUCCGGCGCGUGCGGGUCAACUUCGGCACCGCGGCGGCCGCCACCGAGGCCCGGGCGCGGCUCCACAAGAGCGAGUUCAACGGCAAGGAGAUGCGCGUGCAUUUCGCCCAGUCUGUGCACAUCGGGAGCGCUCGUCUGGAGCCCCCCAAGCCAGAUAAGCAGUUCCUCAUCUCCCCCCCUGCCUCCCCUCCCGUGGGCUGGCAGCAGGCGCUGGACGCCACGCCCGUCGUCAACUACGACCUGCUGUGUGCCAUCUCCAAACUGGGGCCAGGUGAGAAAUAUGAGCUCCACACCGGGACCUCCACCACCCCGAGUGUGGUUGUGCACGUGUGCGAGAACGAGCAGGAGAGCUCCAACAGCGACGACGACGACGAUGAUGGGAAGACCCCGCCUCCCAAAAUCAUCCAGACGCGCCGCCCGGACUACACCCCAGCAGUCCUGCACUGAGCGGCCCGCCGUGACGUAGUCUGCAAAGAAACAUUUUGCAUUACUGCCUCCCCGUCGCCUGGGGGAGCACUUGCAGCGGAGCCCAGCUGGGAAAGGGAAGCCUCACGAGGCGGGCAGUUUUCCUUGUCAGAAAAACCAGCGAAGCAGGGGAGAGUACAGCCAUUUAUUUAUAAACUGUGUCAGCCACAGCUGUCUCCUUUAUUUUGCCUUUAACGUCCUGCCUGUGAACUCUGACCUGGAUAACAGGGCCUGAACUAGAGGGACAUUAACCUGACGUGUAUGCGUGAAUGCAUUUGCAUAUGUUUUUGUCUGUACCGCUUUGUACAGUGAAUGGGCCUUUGCUUUUGGCUUGGGCUUUCAGGAAGUGGUUUAGUUGGUUUUAUCAGCGGGCAUUGACAUAGUGGGCAUGUCUCCUGCCUUGUCUGUGGCUGGGAUAUAAUUGAAUUUAGAGAGCAUGAUGAUCUGUGACCGAUGGUUUGGUGCAUUCACAAUCAAUGUUUUAUUCUGUUUCUCUGCUAUCAUGUCGGUCUCUAUGCAACGGACCUACCUCUGUGUUCAACCUCGCUUAUUGAUUUUGCUGUGGAGUUAUGGAGGGUGGAUCAGCAGUACUUUAUAACUGCCAUUUUGGCUCGUAGGGUUCUGCUCAGACACUCAAGUCUGUACUCCACUGGCCUCAUGUAGGGCUGUGUGGUUCCUUGUCUGCCCUCAGUAGGGACAGUUUCCACUGUCGGAACAGGAACCACAGGGUCCUGGCUCAGUAUGUGGUACUGUUCCACUUCAGGCCUGUGAGGAGGCUCAGGCUAGCCAAUGGGAACCAGUGCCCUGGGCGUAACCAUCAUGUCUGCCACCAGGCUCAGCCAAUCAGAUCAUCCGAUUAGCAUGCUGAAGUAUGUGCUUAAAGCUGGCUAGAAUCUUGCAAUGCUUCUUUACUAAAAAGCUCACUACUGUUUGCAGUAGACAGCACCAAUGUUCAUCUCCCAUGGCCAGUCUCAGCUUUUGGUUAAAAGCUGUGAGUAUGGGCCUUUUCACAAAAAAAAAUAAAAAUAAAAAACUGCAAAAGCCAGUUUUUCAUGUCAAAAUACACGUUAAUCACGGACACUUGUGCUGUCAAAGUAUAAACUGAAAACGGGGGCCACACAGAGGGUAUUCAGGAGCUAGCUGUGGUCACUACAAACUCUGUAAUAUAUGUUAGCUUUGCAAUUUCAGAAAAAAGCAGGCUUUAGCAGUCUAAGAGCAGAUGUUUGGUUCAGAAUAUCUGUUUUCUUUUCUACUUUCUGUUCUGGGAAACCAUAGUUUGAUGCAGCCCCAGUCUUAGCUCCUGAAGCCCCAGCUCACACUGUAAAAGUAUCCCCAUAUGUGUUUGGUUCCCUGUUGGUUAUCUGUGUGGGUCAGGUUCCUCGUCAGCUUUGCAAAGUUAAGCACAUGAACAAGUUUUUGUGAAAGGUCACACCACAUGUUUUCACUCUAAAUCAUUCAGAGCAGUAGAUCCUACAAGCACUGAUGUACCAGGUCAAAAACAUAUGCCUGAGUGAUGAGACUGAACUGGCAAAGGCAUGAGGGUUUACUUAAGCUGUGGUCUAGCGCUACAAAAAAUAAACAAAUGUAUAUAUACAGUAUACGCAUGGAGGAGCAUCAUUGUCCCAAGAGAAGAACCGUAGGUCUGAAAUCAUUGUAGCGUAUGAUUUCCUAUGUAUUUCACCCAAUGCAUGCUGGGAUAGGCUUCACCCCCUUUUCCCCCACCCACCCAUGCGACCCUAGCCCGGAAGAAGCGGGUUAUAUAGUACAUGGAUGGAUGGAUUCCCCAGUGUAAAAAUGUGUGUUGUGUGUCCACCCUGCCUCCCAGACUUACGCAGUCAUCAGUCUGUUUUGUCAUCAUUAUCGUCUUCACUCAUUUGUGGUCUCUGUCUCCAGUACUGAGUGAUCUAAGGGAAGUCUCGCACAGAAACCUGUCGCAGACCUGGGGGGGGGCCUUUUUGUUAAAGCAUUCAUCUCGGUAAUUCACCCCAGCUAUAACAAGCAUAUAUGGUGUUCCUGUGCUGCAGUGUUACAUCCUGUUCUAAGGACAGGAAGUGUACACCAAACCGAAACAGGCCAAUUGAUUAGAGUUACUCUGCGUUCACACAGCAAGCGACUCGACUGGUGGGUCGCUUGUGUUUACUGGGCUGAGGGAGGGGCAGGAGGUUCCUGUUGGUUCCUCUUAGUGGUCUCUUGCAGCUACAAAUUGUUGAUGAAGAGAAAUAACGGCUUUGCACAACUGCUCAGUUAUUCACAAAAUGGUGUAUCGGUUAGAUAAACGGGAAGCAAGGAGCUCUGAUUUGCUGUUGGCGGGUGAUGCCCGCAAAAAGAUAAACCUCACGCAACUUUUCUCUGGCAACUUUUGUCGCAAAGUUGCCCUGUUGCUCAGGUUUCUGCCUGUCACUCAGCUUCCUAGAAACUUAAUGGAUUUCUGUCAAUUGGUCAACCAUAUUGCUUGCUGUGUGAACGGGGGGUUACAGUUUUGUGGUGCCAACUGCCUUGUAUUGAUGCCACAGUUAUGAGGAAGACCAGUAUUAUGUGUUGCUGUGGUCCGGUUUAUUCUGUGGAUUUUUUUAUUAAGAUUAUAAACCUAGCUUCAAUGUAAAGCUAUUAUCUGUCCACUAAAUACAAAGGGAUAUUGUGGGAAGGUAAUCAGAAGACUGUGACUGAAGCUGUAUUUGGUCAGACUGGCCACAGGUCAAAUUGCUAAAAUUGAGUGGAAAAACUAGUUGGCUUACUAGCUAAUAUUUUUCAAAGACCUACUUAUUCUGGGCUAUGCCAGCCAUAGAGCUCAAUGCUAGCUAAUGCUUUCAGUUUUUUUUAACGAAUUGUCUAUGCUACAGUAUCUGUUUUUUUUUUAAACACUGAUUGCUAUUUAACCUGCUAGCCUGUUAGCAUUAUAAAUAUUUUUAUGUUUAUUCAUUAAAAUGGUAAAAAAAAAAAAGACUGUAUAGCUGCUAACAUGCAUACAGGGCAACUUUAGUAAGCUACCAACAUGCUGAAGUACAUCUAAAGGGAACCAAAGGGAGAACAAAGCAACUCACUCACAGCAGGUACAUUGUCACUGAUUUGUAUGUUGCAGGAUAGCACUGGGUGCAGCUCAGGCUGUAGCAUAAAGAAGGAAUAGGAAGCUAUAGCUAGAGAUACUUAUCUAGUAUAACUGCCUGUCAGGAGAAAAGAAUUCAUAGCUUGAAGGCUAAGUAAGCUUGCUUUGUCUGGCUGAAUUGUAUCACAGAUAAAGGCAGAGUCUACUCAUUGCCAGCAUAGCCUGAGCUAUUGCUGCAGGGAAUGCCUUCUUUUCCAUUGCUGAGUACUUUCCUCUGUGCUGUAGAAAGACAACUGUUGGCCAUGUUAUUUGUAAGACAUUCAAAUGUCAGUCUACACACAGACAUUUAUGAAUGUGACCGUUUGCUGCUGAGCCUGUAUUUCCACACACGCGUUUGUUAGUUAUUCUUGGAAAUUCAUUUUGACAUCUGCAUCAACGGGCCAGUAAAUAUUGUGCCUGUGCCUCAGUUUAUCUGAAUCCUACAUAUUGAAAUUUCAUGGAAAUUAACCCCAACAUUACAGUUUGCUAUCUUGCAGUGUGUGACCUUUGAUUGAAUUCCCGUUGAAACUUAGUCAGAUGCAUAUCUGCCUUCACCUGUGACAAUGCUGAUUGCUGAUUUUGGACCCUUUGAAUGAAUUACCAGUUGGCUAACUGAAAAGCUUCUCUCAGAGUACUAGCCGCUAUAAUACCGGAUUUUUUGUUGUUGUAGAAUUCUGUUUUAGCUUGCCCUGCGAUGGACUGGCAAACUGUCCAGGGUGGAAGGACGGAUGAGCCAUGUUACUGUGUUCUUAACCCUCCCCUGAGACCCUGGACUGAAAUAUGUUCUGUGUAUUUCUGAAAUGUAUUCGUGUUUUUAAUGCUAUAUUAAAUGAAAAAUAACUUUGA